AUGGCGGAACCUGAGUUUUCGCGUGCUCGGCUUCUAAGUCGUGCUGGAUAUUCGCAGCUACAGUCAGAUCGAUCGUCUGGAUCUCAGCAGACCUCAGAGGAUUCGAGAACUGUUACGCCCGCACCGUCUUACUGGAGCGACCGUCGCUAUCGUUUACUCCGUACUUUGGCACCAAGCCCUUAUCGUUCGUCUCCGUUCUAUGCAUCCGCGGUUUCUUUGCCGGAUAUCAAAGAAGCUGUGAACGAAGAGAACGAGAACAGCAGCAAUAGUUCCGUUGAACAUGACAAGAAUGCUUUACGUCUUGGCCGAGUUUAUCGAGCUUCCUCCCAACAGGAUUUGGAACUUGCCGAAGGCAGCAACAGUGGCAACUUGGUCGCAGCAGUUCGACAAUCAUCGUCGAAAAACGUGAGCAAUUCACAAUCGGAAGCAUCCAGGUUUUCGGACCGAGGCGGAUCUUCUGGAGUUCAGUGGAAUAAUUACAGCCGUCGCUUUUGUCAAGAAAUCCAGAAAACGGCUUGA
This is a messenger RNA of Gongylonema pulchrum, 519 nucleotides long. Lineage: Eukaryota; Metazoa; Nematoda; Chromadorea; Rhabditida; Gongylonematidae. The record is from the annotation of a GenBank genome assembly.